UCCGUUUAAUUGGUAGGGAAACUGUGAGCUUCAACCACGUGUUCCAGCCAUGGGAUUUCGACGACUACAAAAAACUAGGUCAUGUUCCUGUGUGGACUAUCACCACGCGAAUGAUACUAGCGUCGUACGUCAUAGGAAAUCAGUAUCUGUUCGUACCACCUGGAGAAGGGAGCAAAGAACCCGCUCUAGAUCUUGUAUUCAUCCGAGGUCAGAGUUGGGAAUUCCUACCAGGCUAUUACCGCCACCUUGCGCCUGGUAGGGGUACGACAGUUACCGAAAGUUUGCGCCAUGUAGGCAACACUUCUUGGGUGAGCAUGGAAGAAAUCAGAGAUGCCCCCACCAAUGAGCUGAUGAUUAGAGGAAUUCUUCAAAGAAUUAAUGUUUCAGCUACCAGACGUCGACCAGAGCCGCUUCCUGAUUGGUUGAGGGAGAGAUAUUCCUACCUGACGUCAUCGGUGCCACGCCCACCGACGGUUCAACCCUUUGAUGCACCGACAAACGUAAAGUGCUUCAGAUAUUCCGUCGUUGUGGCUCCAAAUGAGACAGACACCAAUGACCAUACAUUUCACGCAUCCUACCUCUGGUACAGUAUGGACUGUGCUUCUCUUGGAGCAAGAAGCGGGGCAUAUUCUCUCCUCAGGGGAAACCUUGCCAAGUAUGAUCUGAAGAUGUUGGAGGUGUUAUACCAGAAAGAAUCACUAGAGGGCGACGUACUUGAUGUUGAAUCAUGGGAAGACCAGGACAGUCCUGACACACUGAGGUUCCAGAUUAAGAAGGGCGAUGAGAACAUCACACAGUUAACGAUGCAGUUUUACAUAACAACUGUUUAAGACGCAAUCUGUUUUAUUUUGCUGUAGCUUUUCUCAGAGUUGCCAAGAAGCUACUGGCCGGAGCUUUAUGUUAAAAAACACCAAUGUUGAAAAGAAAUGUUGAGACAUGGGAU
Molecule: messenger RNA, 943 nt
Organism: Branchiostoma belcheri (Belcher's lancelet)
Lineage: Eukaryota; Metazoa; Chordata; Leptocardii; Amphioxiformes; Branchiostomatidae
Exons: 2
Coding region: 111-830 (239 amino acids)
Source: RefSeq, a predicted model, not a curated record